GUUCGACUGGAGAGAGAGGAGAACCGAACAGGCGAACUAUGGAAGCUCGAGGAGCCCAGCUCCAUCGAACUCACACUCACACCUUAGUUCGAGCARAUAAUGGCAAACGAGGCAAAUCAAAACACUUCUGGAUUUGGUACUAAGAAUAAGGCCCAAUCAAAAGAUCCAGCAUGGAAGUAUGCUUGUUGGCAUGAUUUAGAGGACAAAAAUGUGAUUACAUGUUCGUUGUGUGGAAAGAUUGUCAAAGGAUGAAUUAAAAGAGUAAAACAACAUUUAAUUGGAGGAUUUGGGGAUGUUACCAAGUGUUCAAAAACCACAAUGAGUAUUGCAAAGGAGAUGCAAGAAUACAUGUGUAAAAAUAAGAGGAAUAAGCCGUUAAGUGAUUUUGUAGUGGAGGAUAGUUAUGGGCCAUGGGAGCAAAUGGUUUGUGAGAGAGAAUCUCACCAUGAAAGUAACCAACCUAUGGAAGUAGGUGGCUCCAUUUCAAUUGGUAGGAGUUCCUAACCACCAUUAAACCCCAUGUUUUCACAAAAAAAGAAAGAAAAUGUUAGAGGACUCAUGGAUGCUUUUGUGAGGCCAAUUCCAAAAGAAGUGGUAGAGGCAAGGCAUAAGGGGAAAAUUGGGCAACUGGUGCAAACAAGCAUAGAAAGCCGGUUGAAAAAGGAAGAAAGGAAAAUGGUGAAUGAAUAUGUUGCAAAAUGGUUUUGUCAAGCCGGAAUACCCUUCAACACAGUAAAGUUGAAGAGUUUUGAGAUUAUAGUAGAAGCAAUUGCACAGUUUGGGUCUGGGUACAAACCUCCAAGUUACCAUGAGUUGAGAGAGCCACUCUUGAAAGGGGAGGUUGAGAGAACAAAAUUGCUUUACAAGGAGUAUGAGGCCUCUUGGAGAACUUAUGGCUGCACUAUUAUGUCUGAUGGAUGGACAGAUAAGAGGCAAAGAAGUUUGAUAAACUUUUUGGUGAAUUCUCCUGAAGGUACUUUCUUCCUGAAAUCAGUUGAUGCCUCCAAUGAAAUCCACAAUGCAACUUAUUUGUAUGAGUUGAUUGAUAAGGUCGUUGAGGAAAUAAGAAAAGAACAUGUGGUGCAAGUGGUUACUGAUAACCACUUUGCUUAUAUUGCUGUAAGAGACCUUUUGAAGAUAAAGAGAAAGAAUUUAUUUUGUACACCUCACGCUGCUCAUUGUUUGGACCUCAUGUUGGAGGAUAUUGGAGGAUUGAAGUCUAUCAAGAAUGAAUUACAUUGCCAAGGAAAGACAUGUGAUGGCCUUUAUCUGCAGACAUCCUCUUCUCCUUGCUUAUAUGAGGGGGAAAACACAGGGGAGGGAUCUUAUUAGAUGUGUUGUUACAAGGUUUGCCACAUCAUUUCUUACUUUGCAAAGCUUGUUCACUUUCAAAGAGCCAUUGUGUUCUUUAUUUGUUAGUGAUGUGUGGAGUAUAAGUAAAUGGGCAAACAAACCAGAGGGUUUAAGAGUCUCAAGCACUAUUCUUUCAGUAACAUUUUGGAAAAAUGUAAGGAUUGCCCUCUUAGCUUCCCAACCAAUUAUGGAGGUCUUAUGGUUGGUUGAUGGGGAUGAAAAUCAUGCAAUGGGGUACUUCUAUUUUGCAAUGGAACGGGUAAGGGAAAAGAUCAAAACAAAUUUUGGUGAGAAAGAAAGAGAAUAUAAGCCCAUUUUGGAAAUUUUUGACAAGCAUUGGAAUAACUUGAUGCAACAUCCUUUGCAUCUUGGUGGUUUCUUCCUCAAUCCAGCCCUCCUUUAUAAAGCAAAAGCUGAAGAUGAAGCAUCAAUUGGGAAGUUUGAAUUGGGCUUUAUAGAUUGUAUUGAGAGGAUGGUGAGUGACGUUGAAAUUCAAGAUAAGAUCUCCCAUCAAAUGGAAGAAUAUAAGCAUGCCCGUGGUGCAUUUUAUAAGGAAAUGGCAAUUAGACAACGGGAAACAAAACAACCAGUUGAUUGGUGGCAUACUUAUGGACAUUGCACACCAAACCUUAGGCGUAUUGCAUUAUACAUAUUAGGUCUUACGUGCACAUCUUCUGCCUGCGAGCGUAACUGGAGCACCUUUGAGCAUAUUCAUACCAAAAAGAGGAACAGACAUGAUCAAAAGAGGCUUAACGAUCUUGUCUUUGUUCAAUAUAAUCAAUGUCUUCGUGAGAGGUUCUUAACAAGAUGUGCAAAUCCAUGGCAAUUUGAUCCCAUUUGCUUCGAUGAUGUUGAUGAGAGUAGUGAAUGGUUGACUGGAAGAGACCCAUCAAAUGAGCUCAUUCAUGAAGGUGGUGAUCUCACAUGGAAUGAAGUGGAUGAAGCAAUAGGAGCAACUGAAGCUGUUGAGGGUGCAAAUAGGCCAUGGAGAAGUGCAUAUAUGGUGUAUACACGUACAAAUAGAAGCGGAGGUAGAGGUGGUCAUGGAAGAGGCGAUGGUAGGGGACAAGACAAAGGAAAGAGUGUUGUGCAAGAAGAAGAAGAUGAAGACUCAAUGUGGGAUAGAAACAUUAAGGAUAAUGAAGAUGAAGAUGAAGAUGAAGUUGGAGAGCUUGAUGGGGAAGAUGAAGACGAUGUGGAUGCGGAUGAUGUUGAUUGUGUUGUUAUUUAUUGGAGGGGUUGCGGGCUCUUAUUACCUAAAUACUGAAAUUAGCUAGAUAUUUUUCUUUAUCGAUCAUCUAUAAACUUCAUGUUUUGUUAAUUGUUAUCCUUAAUCCUUUUGUGGAAAUUUUGGAGAAUUGGAUAAGUGCCAUAUGUAUUUUUUGUUAUGGUUUUAUUCAUUGCUUGAUUUG
Molecule: messenger RNA, 2765 nt
Organism: Nelumbo nucifera (sacred lotus)
Lineage: Eukaryota; Viridiplantae; Streptophyta; Magnoliopsida; Proteales; Nelumbonaceae
Molecular function (GO): protein dimerization activity
Source: RefSeq, a predicted model, not a curated record